UUCCAACCAAACAUUAUAAAACUGGACGAUUCCUUCUAAGCCAAACCCCGAGAUAGAAAAAACAACAUAAAAGUUCAAUUUAAAACCAUAUGUUUGUCAACAAAGGGCUUGUCAAAAGUAAGGGCUAAUUAGUGAAGCGUAACGUAGUGAAGAAAUGUAAUAUCGAUGUAAUAACGGAAUGGGGUAUGGGGAAAAUUGACGCAUUUAAGGCCGUACUCAACCUAUUUCAAAGCUUAAUUAAGUUUAAUAAAUUAAUAUAAAUUGCAAAUAAAAAUUUAAUUUUGUAACAUUUAAAUGUGCCAGAAGUCCACUACAACUCAUAAAUUACUACUAAACUUUCCAUGAACAUUCUAUUAAGAUUAAGGAACAGGGCAUACUUCUCUCAUACCAAUGAGUGCAUUCCGAUUCGAUUUUAAGCUCCAUAAUAAGGGGCCUCCUUUUUAUGCCGAGUAUGAUAGGCAUGCCCCAUUGCGACACCAUUUAGAAGAAAACUUUUUAACAUGGAAGGAUACCUUUGAUGUUCCCUCCGGGAUUUGAACCCAGACAUGCUAACCGCCUCCAUUAGAUAGGAUAAAUGAAUAAAUUUAACAUAUAUGCUACAUAACGUUUGCUUUUGCCUAUGGGUUGUGAGUACACCACAUUUCCCUGGAGUGAGUGUCUUUUUCAUAGUCUGGCAACAUCAAAGUCGAUUAGUCGAAAAUCGACUUUUAGUCCCUACCAUAUUCCGGCAAAUUUCCAAAAGACCCAGAGCAGUGAGUGCGUUGAAUUGUUGUUUACUAUAAAAAAAAGGAAACCAGGAGUAGUAAGGACAAUGACAGAUGCUUGGGAUGAUAUCAAGGCGUUGAAGAACAAACGAAACAAUUUGCGAGAAAAGUUAGAGAAGCGUAAAAAAGAACGCCAUGGUAUUUUAACGUCUACCGGUUCGCCCUCCACUAAGCAGGAGGAUGCCAAUGAGGAAGAAAUAGAUGGAAAUGCCGCUUUGGUUAGAAAAGGUGAAAGUGAAACCGACACAGCCGUUGAACAGGCCCUAAUGGAGAUUUUAAGUUCUCAGUCGCUGGUGUUGCCCGUAAUAUCCACUCAACUGCUGGAGAAAGUCUCAACGACUACGAAGACUGCAAUAAGUAAGGACAGUGUAAAUUAUGUGCUUAAUAAGCUGGCAAAGCAGGGGGCCAUUUGCAUAAAACGGGUGACCAUAGGCGGGGAAGUUGGUUGUGAGGUUAUUUCUGUUGAAACGAAAGUUCUUUUGGACCUAUACAAAGCAUUUAUUAAUGACAAUUAUGAUCUUACCGAGGAGAUUAAAAGGAAAUAUAAGAUAUUGUUUGAAGAGGAAGGUCUGUUGGAGGACAGUAUUAGCAACGAUAAACCCGAGGACAAUGAUGAAAAUGCCGAUCGUAAAGAUUCUGCAGCUAAUGCAGAUUCAGAUGAUAUUAUGUCGCUGCUGUCUAUGCCCUCCACUCGUGAAAAGCAAAGUAAACAAGUUGGUGAAGAAAUCCUAGAAUUACUAACAAAACCCACUGCCAAGGAACGUUCUGUUGCGGAGAAGUUCAAAUCUCAUGGUGGCGCCCAAGUUAUGGAAUUUUGUCCUCAUGGCACCAAGGUGGAGUGCAUGAAAGCCCAACAGGCCACAGCUGAAUUAGAGGCUAAAAAGCGAAGAGAGCAGAAGCUUCAAAAACAAAAGCUUAAACUUGUUAAGCAAAAACAACCUGUUGAAUGCAAUAACUCUCAGAAUGUUGAGGGUAGCGAAGAAUCUGCCAGUAAGCGCCUCAAACUCAACGAAGCUGGCGAAGCGGUCGAGAUCGAUGAUAACGAGGUAAAAGCUACCGACUCCGGUGCCGAAGAUGGCGAAAUUAUUACUGAAGUCACAAAAGAUGAGGCUGAUGAGGAUGCCACAGAGGAUGAUACAAACGAUGAUAGUUGCAGCGAGACAAGUAAAUGCACAAAGUUGCAUUUCAAAAAAAUUAUUCAAUCACACACCGACGAGUCGUUAGGAGAUUGUAGUUUCUUAAACACCUGCUUUCACAUGGCCACUUGCAAAUAUGUGCACUAUGAGGUGGACACACUGCCCAAUAUUAACACAAAUAAACCAGUAGAUGUGAAGACUAACAGAUGCAUAAAGCGUAGUGUAGAUCCCAAUGUCACAUUAUAUCCACCCCAAUGGAUACAAUGCGAUUUGCGUUAUUUGGAUAUGACAGUUUUGGGAAAAUUUGCUGUUGUCAUGGCCGAUCCACCAUGGGAUAUUCAUAUGGAACUGCCUUAUGGUACAAUGUCUGAUGAUGAGAUGAGACAGCUGGGUGUGCCAGCCUUACAAGAUGAUGGCUUAAUAUUUCUAUGGGUUACCGGACGUGCCAUGGAAUUGGGUCGAGAAUGUCUAAUGCUGUGGGGAUAUGAACGCGUUGACGAACUUAUUUGGGUUAAAACCAAUCAAUUACAACGAAUCAUACGCACAGGACGCACCGGCCAUUGGCUUAAUCAUGGAAAAGAACACUGUUUAGUAGGCAUGAAGGGAAAUCCUAAAAAUCUAAACCGUGGUUUAGAUGGCGAUGUCAUUGUGGCUGAAGUUCGCGCCACUUCUCAUAAACCAGAUGAAAUUUAUGGCAUUAUCGAACGUCUUAGUCCUGGCUCACGCAAAAUUGAAUUAUUUGGCAGGCCGCACAAUGUUCAACCGAAUUGGAUAACUUUGGGCAAUCAAUUGGAUGGCAUACGCUUGGUUGAUCCCGAACUGAUAACACAAUUCCAGAAACGUUAUCCUGAUGGAAAUUGUAUGGCACCAGCUACAACGACUACCACAGUGGUUAAAAAAUAGAAAGUGAAAACGCCGACGAAUAUCAUUUAAUGUCUUUUCUCCUAUAACUUGUACAUUAUAGAACUAAAAUAAAGACGAACAAUUUUUUAAGGACACUACGAAAAGAAAUUUA
Stomoxys calcitrans (stable fly) is the source of this 2915-nucleotide messenger RNA. It is a transcript of the gene Mettl3, whose product is annotated as N6-adenosine-methyltransferase MT-A70-like protein. The transcript has 7 exons. Gene Ontology annotation, cellular component: nucleus; RNA N6-methyladenosine methyltransferase complex. The record is from RefSeq and is a predicted model, not a curated record. NCBI's taxonomy places the organism in Eukaryota, Metazoa, Arthropoda, Insecta, Diptera, Muscidae. Gene Ontology annotation, molecular function: mRNA m(6)A methyltransferase activity; mRNA (2'-O-methyladenosine-N6-)-methyltransferase activity. The coding region runs from base 620 to 2803 and encodes 727 amino acids.